UGCGCUCUCGUCCGGGCUUCAGUCAGCUGGGUGGCCAGCAGGCGAGCGGUGCUGUCGAGGCGAGCUCCCGCGACCGGACAAGAUGCUGAAGCCGAUACUAGCAGCUUUCGACUUCAACAACACCAUCGUGAACGGUGACAGUCUGCAGACCAUCGUGGAGUUGGGCGCGAGCCGUAGCCUGCCGGACGUCAAGUCCAACUACACCUUCACGAUGGACGCCGUGUCCUUCACCCAGACCAUGAUCCGGGGCCUGCAGGAGUCCAAGGGCAUCACCGCCGAGCACAUCCGCCAGGCCCUUCGGAAGCUGCCUCUGACGUCGGGACUGGACGCGGUCCUCCGGCUGCUCAAGUCGCGCGACUGCGAGGUCAUCAUCAUCUCCGACCUCAUGACGGUCGCCAUCGACGACUGGCUGUCCGGGUCCGAGGUGUCCUCGCUCGUGGACAGGGUGUACGCCAACCCGGCGCACUACGACGCCGAUGGAUACAUCGUCAUCGAGCCCUACCACCGGCAGGACUGGUGCGACAAGAGCUACAGGCACAUCUGCAAAGGACACGUGCUCGAGGAGCACGUCAGGAGCAGGAUGGCUGAUGGCGUGUCCUUCGACAGGCUGGCCUUCUUCGGGGACGGCAGCAACGACCUGUGCCCUGUCCUCAGGCUGGGUGAUAAGGAUCUGGCCUUCCCGAGGGAAGGGUACAAGUUGAUGAAACUGCUGGACUCCAACCCUCCAGAUCAAGUUAAAGCUGCCAUCCACCCGUGGUCCAGUGGGGAAGACAUUAUUGGCAUUUUCAAAUCUCAUCUGACGUCGAGUGAAGGAUAAUUUUUUAGUUAAUUACUACUGAGAAUACUACACCUAUUUCAUCAUACUAUGUCAUUGGUCGAAGACAUGUACGAUUCAGUAUUUAAACCUAUAUUGUUAUGUUUAUUCUUAUUAUCACACUAUAAUAAUGUCUUACCACUGUUAUUUCCUUCGAAGAGUAUUUCUAGUGUCGGUUCUUUAUAUUAUUGUACGUUCCCUUCCAUUGUGAUGUGGAGUAUACAAUUAGUGAUGUAAAUUAGGGGAAUAUGGUACACCUAUGGAAAAAUAUCCAGCAAUUAAUUUUAAAAAUAUCAUUUUCUCUGUAACUGCUCCAGUACACUCUAUACAAUAUUACAAUUCAGUUAUAUAAAACUAGAACACAUUUCACCAUAAGUACUGUUGGAUGUAAAAUAACUGUAUCCAUUACAUUCCGUCAUUUACCCAAAGCUUUGGUUAAAAUGACACAUUCGUUCGGGUUAUAUGAUCCACAGCAGAAAAUUUGGAGGAUUGAAAGAAAAACUUUUGCUAAAAAAUGUCUUAUACUUUUUAAUCAAAGUGGCAGACAAUAAAAAAUAUUUACUGAAAAAAAUAACUUAAAUGACCUAGCAUGGUUUUUGAAAGCCCAUAAAUAUUUCAAAGUGCACAUAUAAAAUAUAUAUAGUUAUUUUGUUGUAUAAAUUUGAGUCAUGAAAUCUCAUGUUAUUGUAAAUAUGUUUAAAUUCUUAAAAUAAAAAUUUACUUCGGGAUUAAGUAGAAUUUUUGAAUAAGGUUUUGCAAUGUUGUAGAACUAAUAUAUCAUUAAAGGACAAUUGUGAAUCGCCUGACCAAAACUAUCAUUAACAUUCUGAUGCAAAACAUUUUAAUUUAAAUAGUAAGCUACGAUACUUGCAUCUUUAUUUAAUCUUACAGCGAAAUAAAGUUGUUUUGUCAUUUCUGCA
Messenger RNA from Bacillus rossius redtenbacheri, 1734 nucleotides. RefSeq names its product pyridoxal phosphate phosphatase PHOSPHO2-like. NCBI's taxonomy places the organism in Eukaryota, Metazoa, Arthropoda, Insecta, Phasmatodea, Bacillidae. The transcript is spliced from 2 exons. Bases 83 to 817 code for a protein of 244 amino acids. The record is from RefSeq and is a predicted model, not a curated record. Gene Ontology annotation, molecular function: phosphatase activity.